AUGCCCCAACCCCGAAUCGCCAUUGUCGGCGCUGGCCCCGCCGGACUCACUCUAGGCGUCCUCCUGCACGCACACGACAUCCCCUUCACCAUCUUCGAGCUGCGCCAGAAGCCAACAGCCGAAGAAUCAUCACAACCAUCCGGGAUGCUCGAUCUGCACGAAGGAUCCGGCCUCGCCGCAAUCCGCGAAUGCGGCCUCUACGACCAAUUCCUCAAGCACACAGGCGACUGCGCCGAGACGCAAAAGGUCGCAGACAAGGACGGCACGAUCCUCUACAGCAACGACGACGACUCGGGCCAUCGCCCCGAGAUCGCCCGCCACGCGCUCCUGGCCAUCCUCACCACCCCACUACCAGAAGCCUCGAUCAAAUGGGGCUGCAAGCUCCUCGCCGCAACCAGCACAGAGACCGAGACCGAGACAGAGCUGGAUUUUGGGCCCCACGGCAAGCACGCGUUCGACCUCGUCAUCGGCGCAGACGGCGCCUGGUCCCGGGUCCGCGGCCUCCUGACGGAUCUCAGGCCGCACUACGCAGGGACGCAGAGCGUCACGCUGACCAUCCACAAUAUCACGACGCGGUACCCCCGCCUGGCGGCGCUGAUCGGCCGCGGGAGCUUCUGGGCGCUGGGGCGGCGACAUGGGGUGAUCACGCAGCGGGGGCCGCGGGACUCGGCGCGCGUGUAUGUCUUCCUCACGGCGGGGGAUGAGCGGGUGGCCGGCGUAAGCAAGGAGGAGCUGCUGGGUGACGAUGCGUUGCUGGGGAGGUUCGGUGCUGACGUUCAGGAGUUGGUUGCUGUUGCGUGCGAUGAGACGGCGGGGGGCCCCGGUGGUGCGGUUGAUGUCAAACCGCUGUAUAUGCUGCCUGUUGGCGCUGCGUGGGAGCACAAGGCUGGUGUGACUCUUGUUGGGGACGCGGCGCACCUGAUGUGUCCGUGGGCCGGGGAGGGGGUCAACCUUGCUAUGUGGGAUGCGCUGUUACUGGCGCGGGUCAUUGUACAGGCGUGGGGAGCUGGGAGGGAUGUCGUGCGGUUUCAGGCUGCGCUGGAUCCGUUACUGAGGCGGUUCGAGGAAGAUAUGGUGGUCCGCGCGAGGGAGAAGGCGGAGGAGACGUAUAGUAAUGGACAGAUGAUGUUUGGGGAGGAUGGAGCGAACGCUUUGGCUGGGUUCUUCUUGAGCGUUGCACAGUGA
This is a messenger RNA of Aspergillus thermomutatus, 1185 nucleotides long. Its product is annotated as FAD-dependent oxidoreductase. Lineage: Eukaryota; Fungi; Ascomycota; Eurotiomycetes; Eurotiales; Aspergillaceae. The coding region runs from base 1 to 1185 and encodes 394 amino acids. The transcript has a single exon. Gene Ontology annotation, molecular function: FAD binding. The record is from RefSeq and is a predicted model, not a curated record.